Zingiber officinale is the source of this 1276-nucleotide messenger RNA. RefSeq names its product auxin-responsive protein IAA17-like. Gene Ontology annotation, cellular component: nucleus. The transcript is spliced from 5 exons. Gene Ontology annotation, molecular function: protein binding. NCBI's taxonomy places the organism in Eukaryota, Viridiplantae, Streptophyta, Magnoliopsida, Zingiberales, Zingiberaceae. The coding region runs from base 173 to 1093 and encodes 306 amino acids. The record is from RefSeq and is a predicted model, not a curated record. Gene Ontology annotation, biological process: regulation of DNA-templated transcription.
UGGAGACAAAAUACAGCAGGCUUCUCUCUGCGCUGACGCAGAUACCCAAACUCAACUCUCAAAGGUCGCUCCUUUCUGCCUUCUCGCUCGUUGCUUCUCAUCUUGCUGUCUUCUUCUCUUCUCCUUCGUCUCCUCGUGUGCUAAUGCUCGCUGGUGGCCUUCGAAGAGGCUGAUGUCACCACCUCUGGAGCACGAUUGCAUCGUCCUAACGGAGCGCACCUCCUCGGCGACCGCUGCCGGGGAUGGGAUUCUCAACCUGAAGGAGACGGAGCUCCGUUUGGGCCUCCCUGGAUCGGAGUCACCCGACCGGUUUGACAAGGUUGGCCUCACCCUGGAGUUGCUACCGCCUAAGAGCUUCUUCACAGGCGCGAAGAGGGGAUUCGCUGAUGCCAUAGAUGCUGGAGCCGGGAAGUGGGGCCUGGCAGCCGGUGGGGAUGACUCUGAGAAGGAAAUGUCGAAAGGCGGUGCCUUGUUCUCUCCCAAGAGGGAGGGGGCUGGCGGUGGGAAGACGGCUGUGCUAGGGAGUGCCGCUAAGGAUGUGGGGACAAAGGCUGCCGGCCGCGAUUCGAAGAUCUCCGUGGGAAAUUCGGACGAAAUCCAGCGUGAAAUUCCUCCUGCUGCAAAGGCACAGGUUGUUGGUUGGCCACCAAUUCGUAGUUACCGAAAGAACACAAUGGCUACUAAUCCCCCAAAGAACAAAGAAGUGGAUGGAAAACAUGGGUUCGGUUGUCUUUAUGUCAAGGUUAGCAUGGAUGGUGCUCCUUAUCUCAGGAAAGUUGACUUGAUAACAUAUAGUGACUACAAAGAACUUUCUUUGGCACUUGAAAAAAUGUUCAGUGGUUUCACCAUUGGGCAUUGCAGCUCUCAAGAAAUUCCAAUGAGAGACGGGCUAUCUGAAAGCAGGUUGUUGGAUCUAUUAAAUGGAUCUGAAUAUGUCCUUACUUAUGAAGACAAGGAUGGAGAUUGGAUGCUUGUUGGUGAUGUGCCAUGGAAGAUGUUCACUGACUCCUGCAGAAGAUUGAGGAUCAUGAAGGGUUCUGAUGCAAUUGGACUCGCUCCAAGGGCCAUGGAGAAGUGCAAGAACCGGAACUAGGGGGAAAACGAUUAAUAUUAUAGCACAUAGGUUCUCCUUGGGAUCAGAAGGGUUUUAGUUAGCAAGCGUUCUAUAUCUGUUAUCUCUGUGAUUCGAGAUUUAAUAUUGACCAAGGCGUCGUUGCCUAAGACGUUGAUGUCUCUAUGACAUUGUUGGAGUCAUGCAUGCUUAAUUUCUCUGUUA